This is a messenger RNA of Nerophis ophidion (straightnose pipefish), 5789 nucleotides long. RefSeq names its product ATG5 autophagy related 5 homolog (S. cerevisiae) (gene atg5). The transcript is spliced from 9 exons. Bases 209 to 1036 code for a protein of 275 amino acids. Gene Ontology annotation, biological process: autophagy of mitochondrion; cellular response to nitrogen starvation; autophagosome assembly. Lineage: Eukaryota; Metazoa; Chordata; Actinopteri; Syngnathiformes; Syngnathidae. Gene Ontology annotation, cellular component: phagophore assembly site membrane; Atg12-Atg5-Atg16 complex; cytoplasm. The record is from RefSeq and is a predicted model, not a curated record.
CGGUGGUGUUAAACAUGUCAGCUGGAGAAUGACAACAUCGACCGACACGGCCUCUCUUUAACAACCGGACUGCAGAACACGGACACAACCCUGCCUGACUCGCCGAGGAGAGGCUGCUUGAAUGCGGUGGUGACGCUUCAAAAGCAGGGAGCCGAGUGCUUGUUUGGAGUCUGCAUGAGCCCGUGGGAGCAUCGUCAUCAUCAUCAUCAUGGCAGAUGACAAAGAUGUGUUGAGAGACGUCUGGUUCGGAAGGAUCCCAACCUGCUUCACUCUCAACCAGGAUGAAGUCACCGAGCGGGAGGCGGAGCCUUAUUACCUGCUGCUGCCCAGGGUGAGCUAUCUGACGCUGGUCACCGACAAGGUGAAGAAGCACUUCCUCAAAGUGAUGAAGGCCGAGGAAGUCGAGGAGAUGUGGUUUGAAUACGAAGGGACGCCGCUCAAAUGGCACUAUCCAAUAGGAGUUCUGUUUGACCUCCAUGCUGCCAACUCUGUCUUGCCGUGGGGCAUCACUGUGCACUUUAAGAACUUUCCAGGUGAUGACCUGCUGCACUGCUCGUCCAGCUCCAUGGUGGAGGCCCACUUCAUGUCCAGCAUCAAGGAGGCCGACGCACUCAAACACAAGAGCCAAGUCGUCAACGACAUGCAGAAGAAGGACCACAAGCAGCUGUGGAUGGGCCUACAGAACGAUAAAUUUGAGCAGUUCUGGGCGAUGAACCGGAAGCUGAUGGAGUAUCCCACCGAGGAGGGAGGAUUCCGAUACAUCCCAUUCAGGAUAUAUCAGACGACAGGCGACCGGCCUUUCAUCCAGAAACUGUUCCGUCCCAUGUCCCCUGAAGGCAACGCUCACACGCUCGGUGACCUGCUGAAAGAGAUGUACGCCGCUGCGAUACCGAGUCAUGGUGAGCAGAAGCGCUACCAGGUUCUGAUCCACGGCAUCGAGCCGCUGCUGGAGACGCCGCUGCAGUGGCUCAGCGAGCAUCUGAGCCACCCGGACAACUUCCUGCACAUCUGCGUGGUCCCCGCCCCCACCGACUAAGGGCCCGCCCUCUUCCACUGUCCCCACGCAGAACGGCGUGGAAGGAGAUGAAGUAAGGCACGCUCCCCUUCAUCGAUGACGUUUUUCCACCGUCUCUUCCUCUGACUAAAAGUCCAAGAGGAAGCACGAUUGGACGAGUCGCCUUGGUUACCACAUCCACAGUCUCAUUUGCAUAACAUAUCUGAGUUUACAUGUCCCACCUUUACAAACUGGCCCAUCCCGGACUGUGCCUGUGCAUGGACCUGGACCUGGACGUGGACUCAGCCUGCACCAGGACCAGGUGCGCACACAAACACCAAGCAGGCCGCUCGAACUUUUUCUGAUUCCCUUUUCACCUCCCGAGCAGCCGUGACGGAGCCGGCGGCUUUUGUCACGGCGCGGUCGACUUCUGUCGCAAGCAAAAGAAUAAACGCCGUGUUUACGUCGCUCUUCUCGUAUUCAUGUGGCCGCGCCGCCGCCGCCGUCAAAGCCUCGCACGCCACGGCUCCGUUAAGCUGCGAGCGACGUGUUUGAAAGCUAUUUCAAUCACCUCCUUUGUUGACAUUCCAGGGGCGCCACGAGGUUCUAAGGACGAGGCGGGGAAUGAACGCACGUUUUGCAAAACUACAAACACUGGGGAAUAAUUGUAUUAUUAUUGCUUUACUAUUUUUACAACAAACACAAGGGAAUUAAAGGGAAACUCACAGAUUUAUGAUCAUAUUGAAGUCAAUAAUGUCAGUUUAUUUAAACUCAUAUUGUGGCCACUUUAAAUUUGUUGCAACUUAAAAAAAAAUACAAAAAAAACCAUAAAUACAUAUUUAUAUAAUAAAUAUAUAUAUAUUUUUUUUACAUUCAAAACACUUCUUGUGGUCUGCAUAACAUGUAACAUUUGCAUAGAUUUUGUUUUACAGUGUGAAAUUACUGGCAAAUAUCUACACACAAAAAUGUUUUUACUCAUGCCCAAAAAUUCGCAUGUAAAAAAACUAUUUUCGUCUUCAAUUAAAAAAGAUUCACAAGUAAGAAAAAAAAAAAUAAUAAUUUCAAUCAAUUAAAAAAAAAACGAUUCACUAUUAUAAAAACAUGUUUUAUUCAAUUAGAAAUUAAAGGGAAACUGACAGAUUUAUGAUCAUAUUGAAGUCAAUAAUGUCAGUUUAUAUUUAUUCAAACUCAUAUUUUGGCCACUUUAAAAUUGUUGGAACUUAAAAUAAAAUACAAAAAACAAAAUUAUUUAUAAAAAAAAAAAAAUAUAUAUAUAUAUCUUUUUUUUUUUUUUUUUUUCUGCAUUUAAAACACUUCUUUGAGGUCUGCAUAACAUGUAACAUUUGCAUAGAUUUUGUUUUACAGAGUGAAAUUACUGCCAAAUAUCUACACACACAAAUGUUUUUACCCACGGCCAAAAAUUCGCAAGUAAAAAAACUAUUUUCUUCAAUUAAAAAAAAGAUUCACAAGUAAAAAAAAAAUAAAAAUUAGAGUCAAUUCAAAAACAAACAAUUCAUUCAUAUAAUAAAAAAAUUUCUUCAAUUAAAAAUUAAAUUAAAGGAAAACUGGCAGAUUUAUGAUCAUAUUGAAGUCAUUAAUGUCAGUUUGUAUUUAUAUAAACUCAAAUUUUGGCCACUUUAAAUUUGUUGCAACGUAAAAAAAAUGAAAAAACACUAAACUAUUUAUAAAAAUACUAUGAUUUUUUUUUCUUACAUUUAAAACACUUUCUUGUGGUCUGCAUAACAUGUAACAUUUGCAUAGAUUUUGUUUUAAAGAGUGAAAUUACUGCCAAAUAGUUGAAUUCAAUUAAAAAAACGAUUCAUGUUUAUAAAAAACAAUUAAAAAAUAAUUUUGCUAGUAUAAAAACAUUUAUUUUCAUUUAAAAAAUGAUCCGUAAGUAGUAAAAACAAUUUUCUUUAAUAAAAAAUGAUUCCAAAGUUAAAAAAAAAAUGUUAUAAAGAAUGAUCUGCAAGCAUAAAAAGUAUUUUAUUUAAUUAAAGUAAAACAAUUCACAAGUACAAAAUAAUUUUCUUUGAUUAAUAAAAUGAUUCAUAAAUAUAACAACAUUUCUUCAAUAAAAAACAAUUAAUUAGUAAAAUAAACAAUUGUUUUUUCAAUCAAAAAACAAUUUCCAUCCAUCCAUCCAUUUUCUACCGCUUAUUCCCUUUCGGGGUCGCGGGGGGUGCUGGCGCCUAUCUCAGCUACAAUCGGGCGGAAGGCGCGGUACACCCUGGACAAGUCGCUACCUCAUCACAGGGCCAACACAGAUAGAAAAACAAUUUGCAAGUUUAAAAAGAAUUUCCUGCGAAUAAAGCAAGUGACUUGAAGAUAGGUAUAAAGUCAAAAUUCUGCCAACAUUUUUUUUACUCGCACCCAAUGAUUCGUGGGUAAAAAAACAUUUUUCUGCAAGUAAGAAGAUGGUUCCCAAGUAUAAAAACAAUUUUGAGCAAGUAAAAAAUGAUUUGCAAGUAUAAAAAUGUUUUAUUGAAAGUAAUACAAUGAUUAGCAAGUAUAAAAAUAAUUGUAUUCAAAUUUUAAAAAGAUACACUAGCAUAAAAACAAUUUUAUUUAAUUAACAAAACGAUUCGUGAGUAUUGAAACACAUUUUUUCAAUUAAAAAAAAAAUUUAGAAGUAUAAAACCAAUUUUCUUCAAUUAAAAAACUACUUUCAAGUAAAAAAAAUGUUUUCUUCAAUUAAAAAAACUAUUUGCAAGUAAAAUAAAACAAUUUGCAAUAAGAAAAAUAUCUGUUAGUAUAAAAAAAAUCCUCCAAGGAAAAAAAAAGGUUUCUUCAAUUAAAACCAACUAUUUUCAAGUAAAAUAAAACAAUUUUCAAUAAGAAAAAUAUUUGUAAGUAUAAAACAAAUUUAUCCAAGUAAAAAAAAGGAUUUGCAAGUCCUAAAACAAUUUUCUUCAAGUUAAAACUUUUGGCAGUAAUAUUUCACACCUGUAAUUUGCACUCUACAACAAGUAGAGUCAAUUUAAGGCUAUCAAAUUUACUGUUUUUUGCACAUGGUGCCCUCCGCCAAAAACAAUUAGAAAAAGCAGGGUGGGGAGUAAAAAUGCCCACGAAAGAAAAGGGAAACAAGCUCAACCUGUAAGGUACCACAUUUUUUUCAGUAUUCCCUUGUUUUAACCUCAUGCAAUGUUAUUUAUGAUUUUCUUUGUUAUUUUGGCGGACGGCACCAUGCGCAAAUCACACUAGCUCUGCACGCCUUAAAUUGACUCCUGCCGUUGUAAAGUGCGAAUUAUGGAUAUUCUGAGUGCAAGUGUCUGGAUCGGGGAGUGCGAAAUUUUACUGCCAAAUGUUAUAAUUUAAAGAAAAUUGUUUUUAUACCAGCAAAUCCUUUUUUUUUUUUUUUUACUGGCAGAAAAUUGCUUUUACUCACCAAUCAUUGUGGGUUUGUGGAGUUUGACAGCAAUUUCACCCCAAUUCCUGUCUUCAGCCACUUUUUGGCGACCUUAAAGGGGAACAUUAUCACAAUUUAUGAAGGGUUGAAACCAAUAAAAAUCAGUUCCCAGUGGCUUAUUUUUUUUCGGAAGUUUUUCUCAAAAUUUUACCCAUCACGCAAUAUCCUGAAAAACAUCUUCAAAGUGCCUGAUUUACACCAUCGCUAUAUCUACCUGUCUAUUGUCCUGUGCCACCAGAAACAAACAUGGCGGAUAGCACAGAAAGGUAUAGCAUAGUAGCUCUGAUUCAGACUCGGAUUUCAGCGCCGUAAGCGAUUCAACAGAUUACGCAUGUAUUGAAACGGAUGGUUGGAGUAUAGAGGCAGGUACCGAAAAUUAAAUAAAAAAAGAAACAGAAGCUUUUGAGCCAUAUCACGACAGACAGCGGCACAGGAGGAAGUGCAGACGAAUUUGGCGAUCGCGUUCUAACCAACGAUUGGUAUGUGUUUGUUGGCAUUAAAUAUGGGUGGAGGGAAAGGCUGGAUGCAAAUAUAGCUACAAAUGAGGCAUAAUAAAUAGCAUGUUAGCACCGAUUAGCUGGCAGUCAUGUCGUGAGCAAAUAUAUCUGAUUAGCACAUAAGUCAAUAACAUCAACAAAACUCACCUUUGUGAUUUCGUUGACUUUAUUGUUGGAAAUGCAUCUGCUUUGAGUGUCGCAGGAUAUCCACACAUUCUUGCCAUCUCUGUUGUAGCAUAGCUCUCGUCGGUACAGUGCGCGGAACAAACGAGGGACUUUCGCAUCUUUUGGCCACUGGUGCAACUUGAAUCCGUCCCUGAUUAUGUUGUUACACCCUCUGACAACACACCGGCGAGGCAUGAUGUCUCCAAGGUACGUAAAACAGUCGAAAAAACGGAAAAUAACAGAGUUGAUUUGACUUGGUGUGCGUAAUGUGUUUGAGAAAAUGGCGGAUUGCUUCAUGUUGUGACAUCACGGGUGAAAGGUCAUCCCUCCGACAGCGAACAAUUGAAAGGCGUUUCAAUCGCCAAAUUCACCCUUUUAGAGUUUGGAAAUCGGUUAUAAAACAUAUGGUCUUUUUUCUGCAACAUCAACGCUCACAUAGGUCUGGUGAUAAUGUUCCCCUUUAAAAAAACAAGUCGUCCUCACCACGCCCCUGAGUGAAAUUUCGUCCCCAGCCAUGUUUUGUUAUUUUUUUUUUUUUUUUAGCUUUCUUGCUUUUAUUUGGCACUACAUGGGAACCAAUGGACAUGGGUGACUGCCACCAGCCAUCUUGAGUGUUUUGGAGCACAAGAAGGAAGGAAGCCAGGUCUGUAACUAUACUGUCUGUAUCUGCUAGAUCCUGGACGUAUACUUGGAUAUAUCGACAAUAAAAUGCUUUUAUAUUCUA